AUGCGGAGCCACAUUGUGUGUAGUGGGUGUAGGAACAUGUUGCUUUACCCUAGAGGAGCAACCAAUGUUUGCUGUGCAUUGUGCAACACGAUUACUCCUGUUCUUCCUCCUGGAAUGGAAAUGUCACAACUUUAUUGUGGAGGCUGUAGGACAUUGCUAAUGUACACACGUGGCGCUACUAGCGUGAGAUGUUCCUGCUGUAACACUAUAAAUCUUGUAACAGAUUCUAAUCAAAUGAGCCAUAUCCAUUGUGGGAACUGUCGAACAACACUCGUGUAUCCUUACGGAGCUCCCUCGGUCAAAUGUGCAAUAUGUCACUAUAUUACUAAUGUCAGUAUGACCAAUGGAAGGCCACCGGUUCCUGCACAGAGACCUAAUGAAACAACCAGUUCCGAAACGCCAAGACCCCGCUUUGAGAGCCAAACUGUAGUAGUAGAAAAUCCUAUGUCCGUUGAUUCAAGUGGAAAAUUGGUAAGCAAUGUUGUUGUGGGCGUUACAACAGAGAAGAAGUGA
This is a messenger RNA of Lathyrus sativus (Indian pea), 513 nucleotides long. The record is from the annotation of a GenBank genome assembly. Lineage: Eukaryota; Viridiplantae; Streptophyta; Magnoliopsida; Fabales; Fabaceae.